AUCAAGCACUUAGGCAUGCAGACUGCUUCUACAAACAUUUGUGAAAGAAUGGGUCGCUCUCAGGAGCUCAGUGAAUUCAGCGUGGUACCGUGAUAGGUUGCCACCUGUGCAAUAAGUCCAUCCAUGACAUUUCCUUGCUGCUAGAUAUUCCACGGUCAACUGUUAGUGGAAUUAUAACAAAGUGGAAGCAACUGGGAAUGACAGCAACUCAGCCACGAAGUGGUAGGCCAUGUAACAUGACAGCGGGGUCAGCGCAUGCUGCGCAGGAGUCAAUAGCUAACGACCUCCAAACUUCGUGUGGCCUUCAGAUUAGCACAACAACAGUGCAUAGAGAGCUUCAUGGAAUGGGUUUCCAUGGCCGAGCAGCUGCAUCCAAGCCUUACAUAACAAAGUGCAAUGCAGAACGUCAGAUGCAGUGGUGUAAAGCAUGCCGCCACUGGACUCUAGAGCAGUGGAGAUGUUCUCUGGAGAACAGUACUUGCCUCACUGCAUUGUGCCAAGUGUAAAUUUU
This is a messenger RNA of Staurois parvus, 511 nucleotides long. The record is from the annotation of a GenBank genome assembly. Lineage: Eukaryota; Metazoa; Chordata; Amphibia; Anura; Ranidae.